UUUUUGACAUUCUGACAAAUAACUCAUUCGAUUGUGUGAUUAAUUGGAAUCGAUCAUUGACAAUAGGAAAAUGAAAAUAAAAAUAUUUCAUUCCCAAUUUUUGAGGAAAAAGUUUUUGCACGUGCAUCUGGUUUGUUAUUAAAUAACUAUUAAUUAUGCUGUUGUAGUUGUCUCAAUUAAAUGAAAAACAUGGUACAGGCACUGGAUGUUGCAAAGAUGAAACACAAAGAUUUACCUCAAGCUUUAAUUUUGUUAAAUGAAAUGAAUGUGAGUGCUCAACAUGUAGCAACAUUAGUAGACAAUAUGAUCCAAAAAGUAAGAAAAGGAGAACUUACAACUGAUCAGGGUCUGAGUUUUCUAGAAAUGAAGUAUAACAUGCUUCUUAGUUAUCUCAUUAACCUAACAUAUGUAGUUUUGCGGAAAUGUUCAGGAGAAAAAAUUAUGGGCGACCCAUGCAUAGACAGAUUAAUAGAAAUAAGAACUGUCUUAGAAAAAAUAAAACCCAUCGAUCAAAAGCUCAAAUAUCAGAUUGAUAAAUUGGUAAAGUCUGCUGUAGCUGAGUCUGCACUAGAUGACCCUACUUCAUUUAAAGCUAAUCCAGAAAACCUCAUUGAUAAAGAUGCCCUUAACAGUGGUAGUGACACUGAUGAAGCUGUUUCAGCAGGUGCUGAAAGAAAAAGGAGUGAUGUUUAUGUUGCUCCCAAAUUAUCUGCCUUACAUUAUACAGGUGAUGAAACUUCCAAAGAAAGAACAAAGCACUUACAGGAACGUACCAAGAAGCUAGCACUGUCUAAUUCUAUUAUGCAGGAUCUUCGUGAGGAAUACCUGGAUACUCCUUUGGAAAUUUCGCAGAGCAGUAGAGCCCAACAAGUGUUAAGCAAGCAGCAACAAGAGCGGCAAGAGUAUGAAGAAGAAUACAUGACGCGGUUGCCUAUUAGUAAAACCGAAAAGCACAAAAAACGUCAACUUACAACAUUAGGUAGUUUAGGAGAUGAAAUAACAGAUUUUGGAAGAAAAUCCCAAAAGGCCAGUAAACGGAAGAGAUUUUCAAAGAAAGGGUCGUCGUUUAAAAAAAGAAGAAUUAAUUAGUAUUAUGUAUUUUUUUUUAUAAAUAGAAUGUUAUGAAAUUGAAUUUUUUACUGAAAAUUCUAAAAUCUACAACUUAGGAGCUGAUCACAACUUAAUUACUUGUUCUGUUUGAGGCAAAAACUAUUAUUAAGAUUAUAAUUUUAACAGAAAUAAAUUGAAUUAUUUUAUUUGUUUCAUCUAUUGCUUCACCAGGAUAUAAGUACCUAUA
This is a messenger RNA of Psylliodes chrysocephalus, 1297 nucleotides long. The record is from the annotation of a GenBank genome assembly. Lineage: Eukaryota; Metazoa; Arthropoda; Insecta; Coleoptera; Chrysomelidae.